UGGCAGCUUCCACAUCGAUGGUAUCAUCAUUUGAUAUUUCGAUCGAAUUAUAUAAUUAUUAAAUAUAAAAAAAUGUUUAAAAUUGUACAGAAACAGACAUAUUCGUGUCUAUCACACAGAUAUGGAACCAUUCUAUGUUUUACUGGCGUUGUCUUAGUGCUGGUAUCAGCUUUUCAGUUUGGCGAGGUAGCUUUAGAAUGGAGUCAAGACCAAUAUUCAGCUUUAUUUAAUGUUUACCAUGACAACAUUGGUGGGAAACUUUUCCAAGACAGGAUGUGUUUGCCGAUUCCUAUUGAUAUAGUUUAUACAUGGGUAAAUGGAUCUGACCCAAGACUUAUAGAAGAUUUAAAUCGAGUUAAGGCACAGCAUAUAGCACAUGCUAUUAAUUCAACAAACAAUGGUGUAUUAUCAAAGAAUGGAACAAAGUAUAUACAUUGUAAAAAGAAAAACUGUAUUCCUGCUAAAAUGUUAAUAUUCAGUAAGGUUCUUCCUUUAGCAGUAACCAGUGACCAGCUAUCACUCUAUAAUCCAACAUUUUCAAAAAUAACACAAUUAUUCAAUAAGACUGUAACUAAAGAUGGCGGGCCAACAUACACUUUGGCAGAGUUUUCUAACCAAGAAGAAGUUGAUAGUAUAUUGAAAGAUACAAAGUUUCUGACUAUGGGGGGUAAAAAUCUCACUUUCUACAGAGUCUAUAUUACUAGUGAGUUGACCGGUGACAGCACAAUGUUGCUGAAAGACAGACUAAUGGUGACUGGUGUUGGCAAGAACACAACUCAGGUGCAAGUUAGAAACAUUGUCACUGAGGACAACUUAAGAGAGAAGAUCACUGAGGUUGAACUCCACACGGCAGAGGGUUUGGCCUUGAUAACGGUUCCUGAUGAAGAAGCUUUCAAAUCUAUCCUUUCCCAGAGUGAACAUACUGCUGACAACGCAAAUGAUAUGAAAAUUGUUGCUGUGAACCUUAUAUGGAACAUUGAGGAGGAGGAGACCCAUAAUAAAGAGGAUGUGUCAGCAAGUAGAUUCGAGGACAAUGAAGAGCUGCGAUACUCCCUCAGAUCAGUGGAACGAUACACCCCGUGGGUACGGCAUAUAUACAUCAUCACCAACGGUCAAAUUCCAUCUUGGCUGAACUUAGACAACCCCCGUGUUACAAUUGUAACACACAAGGAAUUGUUUCAAAACCAUUCUCAUCUGCCAUCCUUUAGUUCCCCUGCUAUUGAAAGCCACUUACAUCAGAUCCCUGGCCUGUCUAAGAAGUUUAUUUACCUCAAUGAUGAUGUCAUGUUUGGAAAUGACGUCUGGCCGGAUGAUUUCUACACACAUUCAAGAGGUCAAAAGGUUUACUUGACUUGGCCUGUUCCAAAUUGUGCAGAGGGGUGCCCAUCCUCUUGGAUCAGGGAUAAUUACUGUGACAAAAGUUGCAAUAAUUCAGAAUGUGACUGGGAUGGUGGAGACUGCAAAGGAGUCCAUGCUAGUGCUGGGGGAUAUUAUGGUGGUGCUGGUGGAACUGCUUUGGAGCAAAUAUACUGUAACACAGGCUGUGCAAAUGGUUGGAUUGCUGACAAGUAUUGUGACCAGUCUUGUAACAUUCCUGAAUGUGGAUUUGACGCUGGAGACUGUGGAUCAAGGAACCUGCAUCGACUGUUCUCGGCUCAAAUCAAGUACUCUGGCCAGGUGGUCACAAUGCCACGAGGUAGUAUGGUGGGAUACUUUAAUGUAACAACCUUAUUUGGAAGUAACGGUACUAUCGCAGAUGGCUACUAUGGUAAAGAUAAAGUCGUUCGCACAGGAACUAUUGCACAAAAAUUCAAAACACUGCAUUUACUGUUAUACAAGAACUUCACAGAACGAAGUAUUUCAUUUUUUUUAGAGGGGACCAAGUCUGAUGGAACUGGAUUAAAUGUAACCUUUAAUGUGACAGUGAACACAAAACCUGUAGAGGAGAGAGCAGUGAUCCUUCUGAAGAACAACUCUGUGAACGUGACAGAGGAAGACACUGCUUUUACAUUUGAAGAUGUUGACUCAAGUCUCAUUGGUCCAAAUGCAAUUAUCAAAGAGGUUUCAGAGAAGACUGUACCAGAUCUCGGAAACAGACAUCUUCCUCCUGAUUUAAAGCAGAAACUUGAGAAACUGGAAAAACAAUUUAAUGAUAGUGACUUGACUGAAAAAGGUUUCAACAAACUAAAGGUUGCCCUCAUACAGAAUUACCUAGCAAGUGAUUUGAAAAAGCCACCAUUAUCAAAAACAGAGAAAAAACAGCAUGAUUUAAAUAAAAACACUGGCAAAAAUGACCUUCAACAAAAAGAUGCACAUUCACAAAAAUCUAAGGAAAAUCAAGAAGAAUUCCACUUUAGAAAACAAUUUAUUCCUGUGAAUGAUGAAGUUGAUUUACAGAACAAUAUUCAAGAUAAAAUCCAGCUAGAUGAUUUAGGAAAUGUUGGACAAAAUAGAGCAGUUGGUGAUCACUUUCAGGAAACUAAGGACUUAAACCAACAACAGCCUCACUUAGCUCAGCCACAGGAGGCAAUUGAUGGACAGUUUCAGGGAGCUGAGGUCUUGAACCAAAAACAGCCUCACUUAGCUCAGCCACAGAAGGCAAUUAGUGGAAUUGAUGACCAGUUUCAGGGAGCCCAGGGCUUGAACCAACAACAGCUUCACUUGGCUCAGCAACAGAAGGCAAUUGGCAAAAUUGAUGGACAGUUUCAGGGAGCCCAUGUCUUGAACCAACAACAGCCUCACAUAGCUCAGCCACAGGAGGUGAUUGGCGGGAUUAAUGAACAGUUGCAAGGAGCCCAGGGCCUGAACGUACAACAUCCUCACUUAGCUCAGCCACAGAAGGCAAUUGGCAAAAUUGAUGGACAGUUUCAGGGAGCCCAUGUCUUGAACCAACAAAAGCAUCACUUAACUCAGCCACAAAAGGAAAUUGGUGGAAUUGAUGGACAGUUUAAGGGAGCCCAGGGCUUGAACCAACAACAGCCUCCGCUUCAUCAACAAAAGAUGUUGGGUGAGGCUGCUGACCAGAUUCAUGGACUGGGUGUAGACCAACAACAACCCCCAAUUCAGCAACAACAGAUUGUGAUGGGUGGGGUUAGAGACCAACUUCAAGGUACCAAGAGUUUAAACCAACAGCAACUUCCACUUAAACAACAAAAGAUGAUUGGUGGGAUCAAGGCCCAGUUUCAGGGAGCCCAGGAUCUCGACCUACAACAAUUUUCACCUGAUCAACAGAAGAUGUUGGGUGAGUUUAGUGACCAUUUACAAAAAGCUAAAGGUUUAAACCAACCACAACAUCCGCUUGAACAACAGAAGUUGAUGGGUGGGGUCAAGGACCGUUAUGAAGGAGCCCAAAGCUUAAACCAACCACCUCCAGUUAAACUUCAGAAGAGUUUUGAUGGUGUUGGUGGGCAUUCACAUGAAAAGUCAUUGCAAGGUCAUCAAGCAGAUGGCAUUAAAAAUUUACAAAAAGAAGCACCAGAUAACUUUGUAGAGGCACCAGCCCAGAAAUUGGUCAAGGCUGAUCUAGUACGAAAGGAGAUCAAAAACCUGGCAAAGGAUGAUGCAAUUAUUCCACAAAGGGAUGAUGAUGUCAAUAAUCAGAAGCUGAAUUUCCAGGCUGCUUUGAAUCAAGAUACAUUUCAGAUGAAUAAUUUUGAUAACAAGAUAAAAGAAGAAAAUGUUCAUAAAGAAUUUCAGCCUUUGAAAGAUAAAGUUAACAUUGAAUAUGAUGAUUAUUUGAAAAAUAUAUUGAAAGAAGAUACUGAGCAGAAAAAAGAGAACUAUAAAAAUAAAGACAAUGCUCCUGCAAUGAGGAGACUUUUAGUAAAACAGACUGCUACCUGGAGUAUAGAGGAUAAUUUAUUCAUUGAACUCAAAGAAAGCUUAUCUGAUUCAGCAUCACAUGCAAAUGUCUCUGCCAUACCAUUAGAACUAAUAGAACCAGUGACAAACAAACAUAGAAAUAUACCUCACCUAGAGCAAGGAAAUAUGCAUUCAAAUCUUCAGGGACACUCUCAAAAAUUAGUUAAGAUGAGGAUAUUGCAAGCAUCAGCUAAAUCUGAUAUACUUGAUGUUGCUGCAAAGAAAAAGGUGUUGGCAGCAGAGUUGUUUGAUCCCUUGAAAAAUGUAUUUAGUACUGAUGCUGAUGAAACAAAACUGGACAAAUUAGCCAAACAAAGAAAUCAGUUUGAUUUGGAAGGAAGCUUUCUACCAUGGGAAAAAUCACAAAUAUUUGCAAAAGAAAUCAAGCGAGUGGAGAAUAUAGAGAAGCAGAAGGAGUGGGAAACGCCAAGUGGAUUGGGGAGUCGGAACCUCCUUGAUACGUUUGGAAACUCGCUACGUCACGUAAAUAAGCUGUACAACCAUCGAUUCGGAUUCAAUGCUCGUAAAGUACCAGCUCAUAUGCCGCACAUGAUCGAUGUUGACAUCAUGAAUGAGUUGCAAGAUGAGUUUGAAGAUGAAUUUGAAGCGACAUCUUCUCAUCAGCUGCGGCAUUCUCAGGAUAUGCAGUUUGCUUUUUCUUUUAUGUAUUUCAUGAUGAGUCAAACAAAAGAGGUUAACAUCUCUGAGAUAUUCGCUGAAUUUGACACAGAUAGCUCAGGAAUUUUAUCUGAUCGAGAGAUCCGCACCCUAGCAACAAGGAUUUUUGACCUGCCGCUGGACCUACGAACCUUGACCUCAUUGGAACAUCAGUUAAUUAACUGCUCAAAACACAUUCCAAAGAAACUGCAAGGAUUUGUACCUGAGGAUAAAAUGGAACUAUAUUAUGAAGCUAAUACUAUGCCUCAAGUUACUCUAGGGUUGGUAGAACACUGUAAACCACUUGUUGCCAGGAUGAACGAAACAUUUAAGGCCAAGAACAAAUACAGGCAUGAAAUUCUAAAUGAUGAUGAAGUCGCAUUCAAGAUGAUUCGCACUAAUGUAUCACAUGUCAUAGGUCAACUGGAUGAUGUCAGAAAGAACCCAAAGAAAUUUGUAUGUCUGAAUGAUAACAUUGACCAUAGUUUAAAAGAUGCAGAGAUGGUGAAAGCAGUUUUACAAGACUUCUAUGAGUCUCUGUUCCCCAUUCCCUCACAAUUUGAACUUCCUCAGGAAUACCGGAACCGCUUCCUCCAUAUGGAUGAACUUUAUACAUGGAGGCGUUAUCGUGAUUGGCUUCGGUUUUGGACACAUCUUUCAUUGUCUGCUUUAGUCGUCUUUGCAUUUAUGUCCUUUUGUUCUAACCAGCUUUUGGCUUUGAAACGCAAGUGCUGCCCAAAGCGACGUCCUCGUGCCAGAAGAGAACAAACAGCUGAAAAACUAAUUCAUGUAUGACUAGCAAAGAAAAAGGAAGCAGGCAAAGAUAAACUGGGAAAGGAAUAAAUGAUGAACAGCAGACGAAUAGCCAGGUGAUGGAUGGUUGAUCAAACGAUGUAUUGUGAAUGGUAGAUGGUUGCUGACAACAUACAAAUAUUAGACUUGAAUGGUUGAUACAGGAAUGAUCCAUUUUUGCAAUAUUUUUUGCCUUAAAUAUAAGAGUUGGGUUUUACAAGUAAUACAAACUAUGAGAUUUUUGGGGGGUAAUUUAUCAGCAUUUGUGUUGUAGAUUUGUAUUUUCUAACAGUACUUUAUUUUUCUUUAUUCACAAGGUGACUGAUGAUUGAAAUUAUUUAAACAUUUUUAAAGGAGGGAGACUGAUGUAGAUAGUGCAUAAACCUUGAAUAUAUUAUAAUGAUUGUACAUAUUGGUAGUAUUCAGAAUCACUACACAACCCUUACAGAUGAUGCUCUUAUCUGCACAAGAAAUGCCUACUGGAUGCCAGUCUCACUUAAAGAGGAGGUUUUUUACUUGACCAUUAAUCCAGCUUAUCAAUGAAAUGAAUAUAAUAUUAUUGUAUAUUACAGUGCUAAGAAAAAAACUAUGUCAAAGAUUUUUCACCUGUUUUGUAAAUUAUCAAAAAUAAUAUAAGGUACUGUACUGUCAACAAUCACCAUUAAGUAUGAAGUUAAUUGUUAAAGGUGUUGUAGAGUAGUUAUAGUCAGUAAGUGGGCCUUGUGAGACUGACACCGAAUCAAUAUGAUGUGAAGUAGUAAUGCUAGGUUGCU
Messenger RNA from Anneissia japonica, 6083 nucleotides. Its product is annotated as N-acetylglucosamine-1-phosphotransferase subunits alpha/beta-like. The coding region runs from base 73 to 5313 and encodes 1746 amino acids. Gene Ontology annotation, cellular component: Golgi apparatus. Gene Ontology annotation, molecular function: calcium ion binding; UDP-N-acetylglucosamine-lysosomal-enzyme N-acetylglucosaminephosphotransferase activity. The record is from RefSeq and is a predicted model, not a curated record. NCBI's taxonomy places the organism in Eukaryota, Metazoa, Echinodermata, Crinoidea, Comatulida, Comatulidae. The transcript is spliced from 27 exons. Gene Ontology annotation, biological process: N-glycan processing to lysosome; carbohydrate phosphorylation.